This is a messenger RNA of Rhizopus microsporus ATCC 52813, 1536 nucleotides long. Its product is annotated as acyl-CoA dehydrogenase NM domain-like protein. NCBI's taxonomy places the organism in Eukaryota, Fungi, Mucoromycota, Mucoromycetes, Mucorales, Rhizopodaceae. The record is from RefSeq and is a predicted model, not a curated record. The transcript has 4 exons. Bases 1 to 1536 code for a protein of 511 amino acids. Gene Ontology annotation, molecular function: oxidoreductase activity, acting on the CH-CH group of donors; flavin adenine dinucleotide binding.
AUGCCUGAACUGAAAACAUUUACUAGAGCAGAAGUUGCCAAGCAUAACACUGAAAAUGAUUGUUGGAUCAUCAUUGACGGUGCUGUCUAUAAUGUCACUACUUUUGCUCAGUUGCAUCCUGGUGGUGCUCAAAUUUUGAUUGAUCUUGGUGGAAAGGAUGUUACAGAUGACUUUUUCGGUCUUCAUAGACUUGAAGUGUUGACAAAAUAUGCUCCUCGUCUCAAGAUCGGCCAGGUUGAAGGUGAAGUCUCUCAGGUCGCUCUUCAGGUCCCUGGUGACUUGUCUAAAAUUCCUUAUGGUGAACCUAGCUUUUGGAUGGGCUUCAAGAGCCCCUAUUUUAAUGAGAGUCACACAAAUUUCCGUAAGGCCCUUCGCGCCAUUUAUGACGAAAUCCGUCCAGAGGCCAUCCAGGCUGAAGAAAUGGGCAAGUAUCCUUCCAAGGAACUCUACCAACACUUGGGAGAGGAAGGUGUCUUGGCUUCCCAAAUUGGCCCCGGCCCUUGGUUAAAGGGACUCAAGUUACCUGCUGGCAUUGAGCCCGAAAAGUUUGAUUACUUCCACGAACUCAUUGCUCACCAAGAAACAGCGCGUUUGGGUACACCCAGUUUCUGUGAUGGUGUCUCUUCAGGCUUCAGUAUCGGCCUUCCUCCCAUAUUCAACUUUGGUAGCCCCGAGCUCAAGGCACGCGUUGUCCCUGAAGUGCUUUUGGGAAAGAAGCGUAUCUGUUUGGCUAUUACCGAACCCUAUGCCGGUUCUGAUGUCGCUCGUAUUCGUACCACGGCCAAGCGAACUCCCGAUGGCAAACACUUUAUUAUCAACGGUGUCAAGAAGUGGAUCACAAACGGUUGUUUCUCAGACUACUUUACUGUAGCUGCUGUCACCGAAAAGGGUAUUACCAUGUUCUUUGUUGAGCGUGAUGAUAAUAUCGAAACCAAGCAGAUCAAGACCUCUUAUGGUGCCUCUGCUGGUACCUCUUAUAUCACUUUUGAAAAUGUCAAGGUCCCUGCUGAGAACAUCCUCGGUACAGAAGGCAAGGGUUUCCAAGUUAUUAUGUACAACUUUAACCACGAACGUUGGUAUAUCUGUGGUGCUGUCACCGGUAGCACUCGUAUGGUCAUCGAGGACUGCUUCAAGUGGGCUGUUCAACGUAAGGUCUUUGGAAAGAGACUCAUUGACCAACCUGUCAUUCGUAAUAAGCUUGCUUCCAUGGUUUCUCAACUUGAAGCUGUCGAAAACUGGCUCGAAAAUAUCACUUUCCAAAUGUGCAACAUGUCUUAUGCUGAACAAUCUGUCAAGUUGGCUGGUCCUAUUGCUCUCUUGAAAUAUCAAUGUACUCGUGUUGCUCAUAAUGUUGCUGAUGAUGCUUGUCAAAUCUUUGGUGGUCGUGGUAUUACCAAGACUGGCAUGGGUCGUAACAUUGAAGCAUUCCAAAGAACUUACAAGUAUGGUGCUAUUUUGGGUGGUAGUGAAGAAAUCAUGGCUGAUCUUGGUAUUCGUCAAGCUAUGAAGUUCUAUCCUGAAAAUGCCAAACUUUAA